AAUGCCGUCGGUUUCGAAAACGGCGGCCAAUGCGUCUCCUCAAACCGAGAAACCAACCCACUAUACGUACUUGAAGGAGUUCAGGACAGAGCAGUGCCCGUUGUUCCUGCAGCACAAGUGUACGCAGCACAGACCCUUUACUUGCUUUCAUUGGCAUUUUCUUAACCAGCGAAGAAGGCGACCCAUAAGGAGAAGAGACGGAACCUUUAAUUACAGCCCUGACGUGUACUGCACAAAAUACGACGAGACCACAGGCAUUUGUCCAGAUGGAGAUGACUGCCCUUAUCUACACCGGACCACUGGUGACACAGAGCGCAAGUACCAUCUACGAUAUUACAAGACUGGUACUUGUAUCCAUGAGACAGAUGCUCGAGGGCAUUGUGUGAAGAAUGGCCUACACUGUGCUUUUGCUCAUGGGCCACAUGAUCUCCGACCUCCAGUCUAUGAUAUAAGAGAGAUCCAAGCACAAGAGGCCCUCCAGAAUGGUCAGUUGGGAUCUGGGGAAGGUAUUCCUGAUUUGCAGCCUGGUGUAUUAGCUAGCCAAGCCAUGAUUGAGAAAACCCUGACAGAAGAUCCCCGGUGGCAAGAUACCAACUUUGUUUUAGCCAAUUAUAAAACAGAUCAGUGUACUAAGCCCCCGAGACUAUGCAGACAGGGCUAUGCAUGCCCCCACUACCACAACAGUAGGGAUCGAAGGCGAAAUCCACGAAAGUUCAAAUACAGGUCCACUCCUUGCCCUAAUGUGAAACAUGGUGAUGAAUGGGGUGAACCCUCCAAAUGUGACAGUGGAGACAGUUGCCAGUAUUGUCACUCUCGUACAGAACAGCAGUUUCAUCCAGAGAUCUACAAAUCUACCAAAUGCAAUGAUAUGAGACAAACAGGAUACUGUCCCAGAGGACCGUUUUGUGCAUUUGCACAUGUAGAAAGAAUUCCCUCAACAGAGGAGACGAUGAACUCACUACUAACAGCGAUUCAGUCGAGCUCACAGUCCCAGCUGGGCUCCCAGCAGUAUUCAGAGUCUCCAGUCACUGAGUGGAACAGUGGAGGAAACUCCACCAUCAGCGCAGCCAGUAGCAAUGGACAAGUAGAAAGUGUUUCAUGUUCUAGUAACUCAACUGUAACACCAAGCUCAGGAAGCGACAGUUUGUUAUCCCCAGUGGGAUCCAUCAGCAGGCCCAUAUCCCUUACUAAUAGUAGUUUAUGCUCAGAGUCCACCACAUCCAGUGUGUCAUCUCUGGCUUCUAACUAUCCCAAAGCACCGGGCUUUGAACGUGAGGAUCAGAUUAAAAGCAAGGGACAUAUGGAUCAAAAAUUCAUGGACCAAGAAAAACAGACACAAAAUACUGUAUUCUCUGCAGUGAAUCCUUUGGCAUCAAGCUUUACCUCCAGCAUAACGUCAAGCUUGGCCUCUAGUGUUGGCUCAGAUAGUUCUUCACCCACCACCUUAUCAACAAUGAAUGCAAAAGCCACUCCUUUUUAUCCAGGGAGCAACACCGUGGAGUCUGUUAUAGAUCUUUUCCAUUUUUCAUUAGGAUCUGCACUAGACCUCAACUUUAGUGACAUCAAUGUUGCAUCUAUGUUGCAUGAUAAAGAACUGGAGGAGCAAGAUAACAGCUUAGGACUGUCAAGUCAAAGGGUGCUAAGUGGAUCCGCUCCUGUUAACAUUCCUGGCUCUCUAGCACGAUCAUCUUCUUUUAAUUCCUCAUCAUCGCUCUCCACCUCCCCACUAAGUUCCUUGUCCCAGUCUCUAUCGCAGUCCCUGCUGUCUGGGACAGUGUCUCAGCAAAAUCAACCAUCUAAUAUGCUAGCCAAGCAAGAGCAUGGCCUACUGGGAACACCCACCUCUUCUUCACAGAACUCUCUGGGUUUGAAUGGAGGAGCUAGCAACAUUUGGGACUUUGUAAGUGGCAGCUUUUCACCAAGUCCAUCACCAGUUUUCAGCAGCCUAACCUCCACAACCAGCACUGCUGAUGUGGCCCGCCUUUUUAGGGAGCUGGACGAAGCUAAGAGGAAGAUCAAACAAUGGGAGGAGGCCUGGCAUCAGGUCAAACAGGCCUGUGAAGCUUGCCAGAAAGAUGCACAUGAAGCAAAGGAGCAAGCAAAGACGGCUGAGGCAGAGCGGCAGCUGGCGGAACAGAAAUGGGAAGAAACAGAGCGCAAGCUGAAAGAGCUCCAGGGGGACUUUGAUGUGCUUUGUCGCACCCCUGGAACACCUCUUCUUCGUAGCUAUGGAGAGCUGGAGCAGCUCCCAUUGUCAAAGCUUCACUCCAUCCAGAGUCAGCUACGUAAUGACCUAGAUCUUAUAGACGGGGUAAUAUUUCAGCUUCAGUCAAAGAAAUGUAUAGUUUGCCAAAAGCAUGAUCGUUGCAUUGUUCUGCAACCUUGCCAACAUUAUGUACUAUGUGAGAACUGUGCACCUAGCAAAACUGAAUGUCCCUACUGUAGAACAAAAAUAUUGAAGUGGUGAUGUACAGUAACUCAAGGUACUAUUUAAAGAAUUAGCCCUUUGAAAAACUACUCAUAGUUAAUACAUUUUCUAAACAGCAAUGUCUGUUUCUUACAGUGAUCAAAUUACUUUAGAAUGAAAUGAUGUUUGACUGGCACAACUUAAUUGGUAUAAAUCAGAUUGCAAACAGGGGAUGUUGUCUUGCUCAUUUUCUGCCCAUAUUAACAUUUACUUUGCGUAAAAAGCCAUGCCAUCAGAUGAGAAUAUUAAUUGCCUUGUAACUGUCAUAUCGUCCAUCCUUCAAACACUAACGGACAUAUGCGUGGAGGUUUGCAUUAGUGUGGAUUGAUCUUUAUUUUAUGUGGCAGCAUCUUAAUUUCUUUAUGCACUUAAAGGUAGAUCAGAGAAAAUUUGGAGGCAUCUCAACACCAGCUUUUCAACAAAUUGAUCUAGAAGAUGUAAAAGGCUAAUAGAAUUGUUUUUUUAUGCAUCAUUAUUACCAAAAUCAUAAAUAACAUCAGUGUUUGUCACAUACUUUGAGUUAAUUUAAUCAGUCACUCUUAGCAAAGCUUUAACUACUUUUAACAAAGAAUGCUGUCCUAUAGCCCAUAAAACAACAUGACAAAACUAUCAAAUAUAGUUGUUUGCAUAUAUCUAUCCACACAGCAAUGUUAAGAUCACAUGGUAAUUAAUCUGAUGAUUUUAUGCAUCAUAUGGGCAAAACUAGAUUUCUUUAAAGAGGAAUACAGUAAAUACAUUAAAUUGGAGCAAAUCAAGGAAACUGAUGCCCUACAGCCUGAAUGUGACUGAUGUUUACAUUUAGGGCUGGUGCAUCUGUUGUAGCCUUAUUAAAGAAAUCAAAAGUGCUAAUUUAAUAGGAAAAAGCUCUUUAGCUAAAAUAUCAUGUAAUAGUAGAAAAUAUGUCCAAUGUGUGUUUAUUAAACCAAUAAACGUAUAAGCUCUGUUUGCAUAUAAGGAGUAAUGACUCAAAAAAAACAAAGCAAACAGGUGAAUGUUGGGAAUUUGCAGUGUUCCUCUUUAAAUGAAUCCAUAUUUAAUUUAAAUUUCUAGCCAAAUUGAAUUUUUUUCACAUCAGUCAAACAUCAUUAAUUUGACCAACUUUCUGAGGACGUUUGAUUUCUUAUUAAAAGCACUUUGUUGAUAUGGGACUUUAUUAAUGGGUAUAUAGAAAUUUGCUUUAAGCUGCUUUGUAGUUAUUCUUUUGUGUCUCUUUUUAGAUACUUUUCUUCUACAUAAGCUAAUGUCUGAAGCUUUUGCGUGUACUGUGAAACAUAAUUUGAAUAUUUCAUGUUUCCUUUAAAAAAAAAAAAAAAAAAAAAAAAACAUGGCAUGGUUCCACUUACUUCUAUUUCAUAGAAAAGUAUCUAAUAGUUUAUACUUUCAUAGUUAGAUUUAUAAAAUUCAAUCAAAUAAGUGCAAAUUUUAAACUGCAUUGUAGGUGUAACCAGCAGCUGUAAUAUCAAUAAGGCACAUGCUACAUGUUUUUCAAUCAGUAAGUUAUGUAGAAAUUUAUAUAGCCUAGCCAUUAGAGAAGCAUGUAUUUGUUAUAAGCCUGAAAUGGUGAUUUUUCUUUUGUUAUUUUUGUAGGAAUCUAGUCUCUCGACUUGUCUAGAACAUAUCGGCCUCUAACGCUAAAGUGCCUUGCCUUAGUUAAAAAGGUUAUGUGUAGGAUUGUCUGAGCAGACAACCAGUUGAAGCUUGUGCACAAGUUUCUGUGCAUUUAACUUCACAAAAGCAUCAACAUGUGUUGACUAUAUGUGUAUAUAAGUAUAUUCCAUUGUAUUUGGCCAAAUUCCAUUGGGUAUUUCUGCAGAAAAUAAUUGAAGAUUAAAAUGGUCAGUGCCUGUGGUCUGACUUCACCCAUAGAAAUGAACCUCCCUGCUCCCCUCCAGCUACACACCCACCCAUUCAUUGCUUGGUUGUGGUGCUCUUUCGGUGCAGCUUCGUUGUUUGAAAUAUUUUUUUUUCCAUUUGGGAGUAUGCAAACAUAGGACACAUGAAAUUUGUAUAGCAACAUGCAGAAUGCUUUUGAACAGUUCAGUUCCUUGUUUUCUAGUAAAUAAUUCUGCAGUAAAUGAAGAAUUCUGUAGUUUACUUGUAGAGUGGAUUUUGUGUAGAAUUUAUGCUUAGGUUCCUCUAAUUGAAAUGACCUUCUACUGUGUUUAAAAAAAAAAACAAAACAAACAAAAAAAAAAAAAAAACAAAACACAUUUUUAUUCUUGCUUUAAAAUCAGUAGAAAAUCAUGUAUCUCCAGGUACACCUUUUGCUACUUAUAAAUAUGAGAUAAUGCAUUGUUUACAUUCUCACAGAUGACAAUUAAGCAACUCAGAGGAAAAAUAUCAAGAAAGGUUAUGGUAUUUUAGCAUUUUCAUGACUAUAUUUCAGCAUAAAAGGCAGGCUAAACACUUCUGGUAUUGCAUGUUAUGCGGUAUAGUAACCAGCUACAAAAAAAAAGAAAAAAAUGUUCGCACUGUGUCACACUGCCAGAAUAUUUGUAUCGACUUAUUUUUAUGUAGGUAAGGCUUAAUAACUUCUGCAAGCUUCGCUGCUACUGGAAAAGGUAUUAAUGUAGUUUCUUGUUAUACAUCUAGAUGUUUGAAUGUUGUUGUGCAUCCACAGCUCAGAUUUCAUAAACUAUGAAAUGAUCUGUCUUAUGCAUCUAACUUGACUUAAUCUUUUUUGAUUGAAUUGUUCAUUUUUGUAAAUUCAUUUUAGUCAAAGUUUCAGUACUUUUGUAAAUCGAGUAAAAUGAUGUCAUGGGCCUGUACUACUAUAGAUUUUCCUUUUUGUUUUAAAUGAUUCAAGGUUAACAAUUUUUUUUUGUUGGCUUUUAUCUCAGUACACUGGAUAGUGGUGUACGGUGCAGCUAAUUCACAGAGUCCUUUUGGUUAAUUUGUUUUUGCCUGUAAAGCCAACUCAGUUAAUGAUGUCUAGUGUAAAAAUGUUAAAAUAAACCAAAGUGGUGUUUUUGUAGCUGUCCAAAUAAGUAUUGUAUGGAGAAAAUGACCCCAGAAGAGAAUUUAGAUAAUGCUCGAGUGUUUAUCAGAUCAGCCUGUAGUUGUAAACACAGCCCUACUUGCCCAAAGCUAUAAAUGAGUGGAGAGCACCAAGGUUGUCUACAUGAAUCUAAGACAAAGGUCAAUAUUUUGAGUGGCAGUAUAUUGUUUUUUUAAUUGAUUUUGUUCUUUUUCUUCUUAUUAUUAUUCCUUUAAUAUUUCAUUCAGUAAUAGAUAACUCUUUUGAGUCACCAACAGGACUCUUUUGCUUACAACAUUAAUGGACUUAUAUCCUUUUCUGUCUUUUUUUUUUUUUUUUUUUUGCAGUUUUACCAAAGACCUGUAUUGUUGCUUUUUCUACUACAUUUCAGCAUUUGUUUUACUUUAGUAAGAACUCUAAAUUGAUUAAAAGAAAAAAAAGUAAAUCACCUAGUACCUUAAAACAAAUAAAAUUCACUAAAAGUAAUUAAAGGCUUCUUUUUCUAUCGGAUGUUAGUUAUAGUUGACUAUCAAAAUUGCAUGGGUCAGAUCCUUACUUACGUAUUUGUACUUCUGAUUUUGUGGUAAAUAUACAUUUGCAUUUAUGGCAGAUUGUGCAAUACUGGCUAGCACAUGCUGACCUUAACCAAGGAGUCAAUGUUAGUUAAAUUGUUGUCUACAGUGAAGGAAUGUCUUGGUAAAUGACAUUUGUGCUUCUGAAGUGGCCAUAUGAACUUCACUACAGUACUGUUAUGAGUAAACUUCGUUUGACUUUGCUUAAUCUAUGUAGUUUGGAAAUUGACAGGUAUGCAUUAUAUAUUGAUAUGGUAGGCCUACAGUGACUGUAAGGUGCUUUGUUUUUAUUGGAGUCAUAUUUUUCCUAGUUCUUAAAACCGUGGUCUGAAUUAGUUUUCAUAAUUCCUGAGACGGAAAAUGAUUGUGAGCAUCAGUGGCAGAUACAGACUAAAUUAAAAUUCAGUUUGCAGCAAUUUGUUUUGGGCCCUGACCUUUAAGAACUCUACUUGACCUAAUUCAAGCUUUCUAC
This is a messenger RNA of Melanotaenia boesemani (Boeseman's rainbowfish), 6488 nucleotides long. RefSeq names its product unk like zinc finger (gene unkl). The transcript has 16 exons. NCBI's taxonomy places the organism in Eukaryota, Metazoa, Chordata, Actinopteri, Atheriniformes, Melanotaeniidae. The coding region runs from base 2 to 2467 and encodes 821 amino acids. The record is from RefSeq and is a predicted model, not a curated record. Gene Ontology annotation, molecular function: metal ion binding.